Molecule: messenger RNA, 1386 nt
Organism: Darwinula stevensoni
Lineage: Eukaryota; Metazoa; Arthropoda; Ostracoda; Podocopida; Darwinulidae
Source: the annotation of a GenBank genome assembly
AUGUCCUCCGACGUCUGGAAACCGAACGUUCCGGAUAAGCUGGACUGUUACCCGAUGAAAGAAGUUGGAGCAAGUGUCCGGGGGUGGGUUCUCGUAUUCUACCACGAAGAUUUGCUGCACUUGGAGCUAGAAGGAGCAGCCCUACCUCACCUUUUACUACACCUCUUAAACUCUGCGCAGAAGUCUCACAGGGGAUUCCUCGUCAAGGCCUACAAGGACCUCAAAUUCGAAAUCAUCAAGGGAGUAUUAAAUGAAACUGCACGUUCCCAAGAUCUCAAGGACCACGAUUGCCUCAUUGUUUGCUUCCUCUCUCAUGGACAAGAUGGAGGCCACCUCUUUGCCAACAAUGUGCGCUUCGACGAGGAGGAACUGUGGAGGCCAUUCUAUGGAGAUAAAUGCAAAGCUCUCGUUGAUAAACCAAAGCUAUUCUUCAUUCAGGCAUGUAGAGGGGAAGUUCUCGACGAAGGAGUGAAGGCAAUGGUGAGAAGAGCCGGCCACUCGAGAGGCGACACCCACGACAGUCAUCAGCGGCACGAGGAAGAAUAUCACCUCCCCACUCAUGCCAACAUCCUCAUUGCUCACGCCACCUACGAAGAGGUAAAGAACAUGAAGAAGGACGAAAGAACUUGGAAUAACAUUAGGAAGAACUGGAGACAACUUCGGGAACGCUUUAACUUGAAAAGCGAUGAUUUACUGAAAGCUUUGGAUGAGACUGACGGGAAGGUGUUCCGCUUCGGCGAGGUAGAAACUAUCAAAGCCAUAUCGGAACCGGAGAAACGUUUCGAUGAGAUAUUCGACAUCCUUUUCGCGAAGAAUCCCAAUGUGUACUAUGAUGUUCUCCUAAAUGCGCUGAAAGCACUGGACCGACAGGACAUCUUGGACUUCUUGGAAAGUGCUGAUGAUGCUCCUCAGUCCCAAACUUCGCCAACUGGCAGGGAAGAACAACAGCAUCCCAUCGGAAGCAGCUCUGACAGGGAGGACGGAGUCCAACUGCUUGCAGAGCCUCAAUCGAGUUCGGCAAGUGUCGAAUCAGCAACUGUCUCUGACGAGACCGAUGCGAGGGGCUACUCGAUCAGGAAAGUCAUUUCAAAACUAGGAGGGAAAAAGCAAGAUGAAGACUCAAGUGAUCCCAGUCGUGACCACCUUUGGAAACCUAAAAUACCUGACAAGCUGGACUGCUACAAGAUGAAGGGAAGCGGUGGAAAAGACAGGGGAUGGGCCAUAAUUUUCUGUUACGAGGAGUUCGAUCAGUAUCUUCAGCUUCCCCCUCGCAAAGGAGUGCAAAAAGACGUGAACAAUCUGACACGCGUAUUCAAAGACAGAGGAUUCUCCGUCAAAACAUACAAAAACCUUAAAUACCAGAGCAUCAAGGAAGAAUUGUAUGAA